This is a messenger RNA of Diaporthe batatas, 2837 nucleotides long. RefSeq lists its product as uncharacterized. The transcript has 2 exons. Bases 677 to 2413 code for a protein of 578 amino acids. Lineage: Eukaryota; Fungi; Ascomycota; Sordariomycetes; Diaporthales; Diaporthaceae. The record is from RefSeq and is a predicted model, not a curated record.
AAGAAAAAAAAGUCAAAAAAAAAAAAAAAAGAGCAAGGCAAAAAAAUUGACAACGGCGAAAAAAGGUGACAUUCCCUAAAAGAGGGACUAUCCCAAACUCAAUCCAGAAACGGAAGCACCCCAGCACUCGCCUGGAUCAGCCGUGCGUUCCUCGGCCUGCGAAUCUUUGCCGUGCCGUCUGCUCGAACCGGCUCGACUCGUCGUCUUGAGGCUCAAGUCGAACCAACGACUCGGCUCUUUCUAGGACGACCCUCUUCCCCGGAUCGCCAGCAACGACGCGACUCAGGUUCUUCACGACAGAACGCGUCGGCCCGCUCACGGGUCUCCAAACCGGGCAUCGUUCCUGACUCUGCUUGAGUUUGUCCCUGACUCCUUGGUUCACCCCGAGGCCUGAGACUGAGCCGGAGCCUGGGUCUGGAUCUAGGUCUAGAUCUUGUCAGACGGGCCGCCACGGAGAUCACGGAGACGUCAACACCAUAUCCUCCUUCACGGGGCACGUGGAUGGUGCAGGGUCCCAGUGACGUCGGACUGGGGCUCGGGAUUGGGUUGGGUCUGGGUCUGGGUCUGGGUCUGGAGUCGAAACGGAAACUGCCAACGCCGCGCUCUUCUUAUUUGCUACUCCUGUCACUGCCUCCAUCAUCGUCAAUCUCACCGUCGUCGUCGCCAGCAUCAGGGGAUGUCCAACAACUCGUCAAUCACAGCUGCAUCUCCGGCGGGAGGAACCCGUGGUAGCCAUGCCCGCGCCAACAGCACCCAGGGCGAGUCUGUCGCCGCGGGCGUGAAGAGGGAGAGGGUUACUGACGCCGCCGCUACCUCACCUGCCCAGUCGCCAGCCGCCUCACAGCAUUCAACUCCUGCCCCGUCCUACGCCUCUGGCUCUGGGCCCGAGCCCAAGAAGCGCAAGUCAGCUGCUCCGGGCUCCCGAGGUGUUGCGAACCUGACCCCCGAACAGCUCGCCAAGAAGCGUGCAAAUGACCGUGAAGCGCAACGCGCUAUAAGGGAGCGGACCAAGAUGACCAUAGAGAACCUCGAGAACCGCAUCAGGGAACUGACCAGCCAACAGCCCUAUCAGGAGCUCCAGGCGGCCCUCAGGGCCAAGGAAGCUGUCGAGGCCGAGAACGCAGACAUCAAGAGACGCCUGGCCUCCGUGGUUUCCAUGCUGCAGCCCUUGAUCAACUCAUCCCACAAUGAGCACCAACCGGUCUUACCUUCCCCUGGUCACUCCUACCUCAAUGUGUCUGCCACGACAGAUCCAGCGCAGGGCACCGCCCACCACAAUGCGUCGACACCGUCAAGCGCCGCAUCACCGACUCAGGACCCCUACGCAGCUCAGUGGAACUCCGCGGCCUCCACCAGCAGUGGGCCUGUGACGGCGCAGGCUCAGGCAUACAAGACACAGCUCAACCAGCAGCGUCAUGACCUAGCUCACGGGUUGGAGUUUGGUACUGAGCGGUUAGGCUUGGAAUUUCUGCUCGACCAGUCCCAGCGUGCCAGAGGAGGUGUCCAAAAUGUGACAAACGGGACACCGCAGGAGUCUCCUGCGUUCCGCCAACAUGCCCCAGCACCAAAUUCCUCUCACCCAAACUCGCCAUAUGCGAACUCUGUCGGUCGGGGUGGCGGAGACUAUGUCACCGCCCCGAGAAGUGGUGGCAUGGACAGCAACAUCGACCCGGCCUUGCAGGGUGCUAUCGACCCAGCCCUGGCCAAUUACUCCACGCCGAUAAAAAACUGCUCGCCCACCUGCCCUCUGGACAGUCUGCUCCUGGACUUCCUCCAUGAGCGCCGCCAACGCGCCGCCGAGGGUCUGCCCACGCAGGAAAUCAUCGGUCCGCGCUACCCCAGCGUUUCGUCGUUACUCAACCCCCUCAAGGACUCCCAUCCGCUCUCAAAAGUGUUCAUCGACAUCUUGCAGACAUUCCCUGACAUCUCACAGCUCCCUGAGCGCGUGGCGGUGCUGUACGUCAUGUUCCUGCUGAUGCGGUGGCAGAUCCACCCCUCGCAGGAGAACUACGAGCGGCUCCCCGACUUUGUGCGGCCGCUGCCAGGCCAGCUGUACACGCCUCACCCGGCGUGGCUUGACUCGCUGCCGUUCCCGGCCAUGCGCGAGCGGCUCAUCACCGACUACGCGCCGCCCGAGACCUUCCCCUUUGAGCACUUCUUCAUCCCCUUCACGACCACCCUGAGCCUCAACUGGCCCUACGAGGACACCGACACGCUCCUGCAGAGCCCCGAAAGCGACGAGCUCAUGAUCAACCCCGUCUUUGAAAGACACCUGCGCCGCCGCGAGAACUGGACCCUGGGUGAGGCCUUUGCCCGCGCGUUUCCCCGGCUCGAGGGCACGUACAACCUCAAAGUCGACGGGGCUGGAGGCACCGGUGCCCGUGGCGGGCGCAACAGCUCCGAGGGAAUCUAGGGGCUCGGGGUUGUGCUCGCUGGCGGGGCCACCGUCUUCGGGCAGGAGGACUCGGUGGGGAUGGGUUUCGGCGUUGGUCUGGUCAAAAAGUUCUUCUUUUGCAUGUGACAUGUGAGGUGCAUAUGUGUGUGGUGUGUAUGAUUGUCUGCAUCUCCUUUUCCCCCAUGGCCUGGGUUCUCAGGUGUUUUGAGGUUGGGCUGUGCCGUCUGCGUGUGUGCUUUUUCUCCUCUUGGCAUGUGCGUGGAGGUUGUCUAGAGACUAGAGAUGUCCUUUAUUGUUUCUUGCAUGAGAUGGUGCGCUUGCAUUGUGUGAGGGUGUCUAUUGUGGUUUUUGUUCGGAGCCGUGAGUCGGUCCGUGGCUGGGUGGGAAAGUGGUUCUGCAUAUGCAUAUAGCAAAUCAAUCGACCGUGUGGGUUUGUUAGCGA